CUCCUGGCGCUAGUAUCCAUUUCGGAUGUGUCUAUGUGGUAGAGUAGUCAAUAAAAAUACCAACCAUGCAAUCAGUCGAAUCUCGUGUCUCGGCACUGCCAGGCCGGUUCCCGCACUUGAGUAGAAUUUACGAAAAUAUUUGUCAUCCCCCCCAGUGAAUUAUCUAUCGUUUUCUCCCGAAGUGAACGGUGACAGCACUAGCCAUGGAUGCAGAGGCAUUCCUGGACAUGGCCAAUCAGGUCAUUAAAUUGAAAAUGUUUCCUUAUUUCGAUGUUGCACAUGAUGUACUGUGCGCACUGCAAGUUAGAGAGGAUUUGGGACCCGGCGCUCAAGCAUUCUCGCGGAAACAUCCGUUGUCAUGCUGGCUCUCAACGAUGCUCGUGGUAUUCGCUGGAGGAAUGUUAUGUAAUGGAUUACUUGGAGAACCUAUACUUGCGCCCUUAAAAAAUACCCAACAAGUAUUGUUAGCAACUGCUGUCUGGUAUUUUAUUUUCUACAUGCCAUGGGAUAUCGGAUACAAAGUAGCUAAAUUUCUUCCAGUUAAAAUUGUUUGCUCUGCGAUGAAAGAGAUCUAUAGAUGUAAAAAAGUGUACGAUGGUGUCACACAUGCUGCCAAACUCUACCCCAACGCGUACCUUAUUAUGAUAUUAAUUGGAACACUUAAAGGAAACGGAGCUGGCUUCACGAAACUUUUUGAACGUCUGAUUCGAGGAGUCUGGACUCCAACAGCAAUGGAGUUUAUGCAACCCAGCGUCUAUACCAAAGCAUCCCUCGUUGCUUCAAUUAUUUUCGUAUUGGACAAAAAGACUGACUUCAUUUCAGCACCUCAUGCACUCGUGUACUUUGGAAUUGUCAUAUUUUUCGUCUACUUCAAGCUAUCCUCAAUUCUUCUAAAUAUUCACGACCCCUUCGUACCAUUCGAGAACUUGUUCUGUAAUUUAUUCUUGGGUGGAUUAUUCGACUGGAUGGCUAAAUUCUCUGGUCGUGGGACCGCCAAGGACGAGAAAGCUGAUGCCAAAAAAACUAAUUGAGCUGUGGAAAAUCGAUUAUAUUUGUCUAAGAAGACACAUAAAGUAUCCAGACCACAAUAAUUAUUAUCCAUAGUCAAGAUAUGAGAUAUCCAAUUCCAAUAGUCCACUUGUUGUUGAAUAAUCAUUAUUUUUUUCUCCUCAACUAGGACAACAAUCAUCUCUGACAUAAGAUUCUAGUCAAAAUCCAAAUAUUUCGCAAACAACCAUGGUAGCCAGCGAAAAUUACCACAAAACACGAAUUUGAAACCAAAGGAAAAACGAAGUUGACAGUAUUGUGCCAAUGAAACCACCGACACAUCAAGUGAUAUCAAUCACAUCACAUUUUAAUCUCUUAAGAAACGGAAAAUGGUCUUUCCGGUAUACGAACCAUCCUAGUGCCCUUAAAACACCUCCACGGGCAUGAAAAUAAUGAAAUAAAUAUUUUUAUAUGCUCGUGAAAUUAAGUUUUUGGCAAUUUUUAUAUCUCGUUCGAGAGAAUUAGCUUGAAUUUUAAAGUUAAAAUCAUGUAAAUAUUCCUAAUGAUGAAUCAAUAUAUGUCCUUCCAAUCAUAGAACAUUCAUUUUUUUUUGUUACAAUCAUGGAUAAUGUCGACCGUAGAUUGUGAAUUGGAUGCUUGAUUUUAAAUACAAGUUUUUUGACAUUUUUAAGUUGUAUUUCUAUCAGGGUCAAGUCCAGGGAGGAUUCAAGAAUAUGUGCAAUUUGAAAUAUCUGUAUGAAUAAAUAAAUUGUAUUAAAUUAUGAAGCCGUGAA
Diachasmimorpha longicaudata is the source of this 1781-nucleotide messenger RNA. Its product is annotated as trimeric intracellular cation channel type 1B.1. The coding region runs from base 204 to 1031 and encodes 275 amino acids. NCBI's taxonomy places the organism in Eukaryota, Metazoa, Arthropoda, Insecta, Hymenoptera, Braconidae. Gene Ontology annotation, molecular function: identical protein binding; potassium channel activity. The record is from RefSeq and is a predicted model, not a curated record. The transcript has 8 exons. Gene Ontology annotation, biological process: potassium ion transmembrane transport. Gene Ontology annotation, cellular component: membrane.